Molecule: messenger RNA, 537 nt
Organism: Eimeria necatrix
Lineage: Eukaryota; Apicomplexa; Conoidasida; Eucoccidiorida; Eimeriidae
Exons: 3
Coding region: 1-537 (178 amino acids)
Biological process (GO): mitochondrial electron transport, succinate to ubiquinone; mitochondrial respiratory chain complex II assembly; tricarboxylic acid cycle
Cellular component (GO): mitochondrion
Source: RefSeq, a predicted model, not a curated record
AUGCUACUGGCGGUUCCACGGGCGCUACAGUGCCUGAGGCCCCGGAGGCAUUUCCCAGCAGCAGCCUUUGUGCUAACACGGGCUGCUAGUUUUGCAUGUCAUUGUUUCGGAGGCUCCUCAAGGGUGCGGUGGAUUCACAGCAGCCAGAAGCAAGCGGGGAGUCAGGAGCUUCAGGGGCUCACUCCACAGCAGAAACGCAUUCUUUAUCGCAGCAAACAGCGCGGGUGGGUUGAGUUGGACCUCAUCCUCAGCGCAUUCACGGAGAGAAGCAUCAAAACAUUUCGUUUGGAGGCAAGGAAUCUCACACGUGAUUCAAAUUACUAUGAGCUGGCGGAGCUCGAGAAAAUAAUUGACGAAGAAAAUGUCGUACUCUACGGCUGUCUUGUGGGCGCCGAUGGCCACCGCGAGGCCGCUCCACCCCAUCUGCAGGACUCAGCUGUUUUCAAGCAGCUGAUGAAUUUUGCUCUCAACCAAUACCCAAAUCUCGUGGCUAUGCAAACAACGAGCAGCAGCGCGGCCGCACCAAAUCCUAGUUGA